AUGUACUGGAAUUCACGCACUGACGCUCUCCAGUUCAAGUACACGCUACCGCAAGAGACGCCAAAGACAAAAAGAGCUAUUUUGUCUGAAAUCGCUAAGCUGUAUGACCCGCUAGGACUUCUCGCACCAAUAGUAGUCAAAGCCAAGAUCUUCAUGCAAGAUCUGUGGUUAGAUAGAGUGUCAUGGGACGAACAACUGUCACCAUCACUCAUACACAAAUGGACUGGAUACCGCGAUGAUCUCCGCAACAUAGAGUCAAUCCGCAUUCCACGCUGGAAUAAUAUAGCACCCGGAGCAACUAUGGAAUUGCACGGGUUCUCAGACGCUUCGCAGAACGCUAUGGCUGCCGCUGUGUAUUUGAGAGUCACUGACGCUGAUGGGAACACAAAAGUCUCACUUCUGUGUUUCAAAACGCAAGUAGCACCGCUGAAGACUAUGACAAUUCCACGCUUGGAAUUAUCAGCCGCAUGGUUGUUAACACAACUGAUACUUCAUGUUAAAGAAGUUCAGUCACUUGGAAAUGUCAGGAUAAAUCUCUGGACUGACUCCGCCGUGACUCUCGCAUGGAUUAAAAGUCCAGCAACCCGCUGGAAGACAUUCGUCCGCAAUAGAGUGGGAAAAAUCCAAGAAACGCUUCGAGAUGUCUCCUGGAAAUUUAUUCCAGGAAAACAAAACCCAGCUGACUGCGCUUCAAGAGGUAUACCUACGCUAAAACUAAAGCAACACGCUCUCUGGUGGCAUGGACCUACGUGGCUUCAUGAACCAGAAUCCUCUUGGCCCACUCUUGAGCCUCCAACCGACAACGCAACGCAUCGAGAAGAACGCCAAGGUCUGACAUUAGUAACUUGGAAAGCAGAAAAUUGCCUUCUCCAACAAUUACUAUCGCAUUACUCGCAGCUGUUUCCAUUACUUAGGAAGCUCAGCAUCUGGCAUCGUGUCAUCGACCGCUUCAAAAGAGUUCCACAAUCUUCGCUGGCCUACCCGCUUACUCCAUCAGACCUGGAGCGCGCUAAAUUGACUUUGAUUAAGUUCACUCAAGGACAAUAUUUCGCUAGAGAGAUUCAUACGUUUCAAGAUGGUGAUGAUCUGCCAAAAAACAACAGCAUCACUAAGCUGACUCCGUUCAUCGACCAUCAGGGGGUCCUGAGAGUCGGUGGCCGCUUAAAAAACGCAUUAUUGGACCCAGAAGAGAAGCAUCCAGCAAUACUGCCGAGACAUUCACCGCUUACAUCAAUAUUGAUUGAUGAUUCGCACCGCAAAACGCUUCACGGAGGUACUCAGCUCACGCUCGCUGAAUUACGCAAAGCUGUCUGGAUCAUUGGAGGCCGUGUUCCAGUCAGAUCCUUUAUUCUACGCUGUGUAAUUUGCACGAGACAUCGUGGAGAACGCGCUCAACAGCUGAUGGGUCAACUACCUGCCGCACGAGUACAGCCAACUCGAGCCUUUUUGCAUACAGGACUCGAUUAUGCUGGACCCAUCACGCUAAAAACGUUUCAAGGACGUGGAGCAAAAACAUACAAAGGCUGGAUUGCUGUCUUUGUAUGCAUGUUCAGCUCAGCUGUUCAUCUAGAGCUAGUCACUGACUACACCGCUGCCGCUUUCAUCGCCGCUUAUCGCCGCUUCACUAGUCGCCGAGGUAUCUGCCACACGCUAUAUUCUGACUGUGGAACCAAUUUCGUAGGAGCAGAAAAAGAGCUGAAACGACUAUUCGCAGCAGGAUCCCGCACAUUACGAGAAUUAUCAAGUCUGAUCGCGCAAGAUGGCACGAACUGGAAAUUCAAUCCGCCUGGAGCUCCACAUUUUGGAGGAAAAUGGGAAGCCGCUGUGAAAUCUAUUAAAUUUCACCUCCGAAGAACAAUCGGAGACUCGCUAUUGACGCUUGAGCAGUAUUCGACGCUACUGGCUCAAAUUGAAGCCAUAUUGAAUUCCAGACCGCUUACACCGCUUAAUGAAGAUCCUGCUGACCUGGCUGUAUUAACUCCAGGUCAUUUCUUAAUCGGACAGUCAUUGACCGCAGUCCCAGAGCCAUCGCUGACAGAUUUACAACCUGCUCGGCUCUCGCACUGGGAACAAGUCCAGCAAAUGGUGCAACAUUUCUGGAAACGCUACUACCAGGACUGUAUCCACCGCUACCAGGCCAUUUCAAAGUGGCAUCAUCAACGCAACCAGAUCAAAGUGGGUUCAGUUGUACUGAUCACCACUGAGGAUCUUCCGCCAACCAAGUGGCCAUUAGCCAAAGUGAUUGCUGUCCAUCCAGGAGCAGAUGGACAAAUCCGCGUGGUAACUGUGAAGACAGUUAACACAGAGCUGGUACGCCCAAUUACAAAGCUUUGUGUCUUGCCACUGACGCAUGAAGAGGAUGAUCUUGUCGACGCAGCCGCCAACGCCGGGGAGAAUGUUCAGUGA
Messenger RNA from Cotesia glomerata, 2406 nucleotides. RefSeq lists its product as uncharacterized. The record is from RefSeq and is a predicted model, not a curated record. Lineage: Eukaryota; Metazoa; Arthropoda; Insecta; Hymenoptera; Braconidae. Bases 1 to 2406 code for a protein of 801 amino acids. The transcript has a single exon. Gene Ontology annotation, molecular function: nucleic acid binding. Gene Ontology annotation, biological process: DNA integration.